Molecule: messenger RNA, 633 nt
Organism: Purpureocillium lilacinum
Lineage: Eukaryota; Fungi; Ascomycota; Sordariomycetes; Hypocreales; Ophiocordycipitaceae
Biological process (GO): proteolysis
Molecular function (GO): glutamic-type endopeptidase activity
Source: RefSeq, a predicted model, not a curated record
AUGCCUGGCACCCCCGACGAGACGCAGCCUUCUCGCCGCUCCGUGACACAGCCAUGGGCCGGCGCCGUCGACGAAGACCGCGGCUGGAACUUUGUCACCGGCACCAUUACCGUUCCCAACAUCUCCGGGCAAAACCCCAGCAGCGCAGUCGCCAUCUGGGUCGGCAUCGACGGGCUGUCGUGCCAAAACGCCAUCCUGCAAACGGGCUUGACGUUUUACGGCGACGGCACCAUCGACAACUGGUUCGAGUGGUGGCCCAUCCAGCCGCAGCGCUACUCGCAGCGCUUCUCGGCCAGGCCCGGCGACAAGGUGCGCAUGACGGUCAACGCGUGGUCGUACAACUCGGGCAACUCGACGCUGGAGAACCUCACGACGGGGGAAAAGACGGUCCAGGAGUUUCGCAACAUGCGGUACAACCUGUGCCUGACGGAUGCGGAGUGGAUCUGGGAGGACUUUGGCCAGGUGCAGCUGGCUAACUUUGGGACUGUUGACUUUGUGGACACGCAUGCGCGCGGGCAGGGCGGUGCGGCGGAUCCGAGUCGAGCGCGUAUUGUCAACAUUGUUGCGGACGGGAGACAAAAGACUCAAUGCGGCUCCAACGCAAAUGGCGUUCGCUGUCAGUACACUGGCUGA